AUGGCCGCCGUUUCUCCUCCUUCCUCUGGGAAGAAGCCCAUGGUGCCUCGCUUCAAUACCAACUGCUGUGGCGAUCAGCACUCGCGCGACUCAUCGCCAUCCUCGUGUGGCACUCCCGACGGUUCCAGCUCGAGGCGUCCAUCCUUUGGUUCUAUCAAAGAAGACGUCGACGGCAUUGCGCAGUCAUUCGUGGACACCCAGCAGCACACGCCCUCCCAGAAGGAACCGCGCAAACUGGACCUCCCAGAGAUGCAGCAGACUCCGGACUUUUGUUGGGCGUGGGAAACUACCGAUUCCGGGAGAGAACUGAAGGCGCCUCAGGUUCCUCCUGUCGUGGAACAGGAACUACCACCAUCGCCUCCUCCCGGCACAUCCGCCCUUGAGCAACUUCCGCCCGAGGUCCUUGAUCAAAUCAUCUCGCUCCUGGCCCUGGAUGUCCCACCCAAUGGCUAUACCCCGCGCAAUGUCGACCUGAUCUCGUGCCUGCUUGCCUCACGCACGUUGCACGCGGCGACCUUGAGUGUGUUAUACAGGAACAUGACCUUCCCGCAUUCCGGCGUCUUCGCGAAGGCUCUUAAUCAUAUGUCGCAGUAUCCUGCGCUAGGCACCCUGGUGCGCCGCCUGGAUUUCUCGCACUUUACCAACGUCGGUUUUAGUCGCUCGAGGCAGAUGAACGCCGAGAUUCAGAACCUCACUUCGCGCACUCUGAUGCAGUGCCUGGAUCUAUUGCCUAAUCUGAAGGAAUGUCUGUUGCAAGAGCACCUCGAGGGGGAUUUCAGCGUAGACAUCCUUCGGAAAUUAUUCAUGGAUUUGCCGAACCUUCGUGCUCUAGAUUUCUGUGGCUGCGCCACCCAGGCUUUCUCCCAGAAGAUUACUGAGGCUCUUACUGGCGGACCGCCGUUGCCCAUGAGCAUGCCCAACCUGCAACGCCUGUCGUUCCACGAAUGCAGCACCAUCCCGGCACCCCUCUUCGAUACACUUCUGUCGCGUCUGACCAACCUGACGCACCUAGACCUAACUCAUACCCAGGUCAAUGACUCUGCUCUGUUUGCCAUCCCUGAAACGGCUCGUAUCACACAUCUGAGUGUUUCCCGAUGCACCCGACUUCGUCCGUCUGCCCUGGUGGAGUUUUUGACCACCCACCCCGCAGUCCGUGACUCCCUGGUGUUCCUCAACCUCAUGACGGACCCUACCCGCUUCCGCCUACUGGAAGAGGAUGACGUGACAGCGCUGCUACCCCGGCUUCCUCGGACUCUGCGCUCUCUGAACUUAGGAGGUGCCAAAGUCACUUCCGACCAUGCUCCUUUGCUCGUCCCCCUGACCAAGCACUUGGAGGAACUGAGUCUGGCCUCGGCUGAUAUUUCUGUGGCUGAUGUGAACUCGUUCUUUGCUCGCACUCGCCAGACUGAGUCCGGUGCUGAGGAAAGUCUACCCCCGAGCACUCUCUGCUACCUCGACCUGACCAAGGUUUCUUCAAUGACCAUCGCGUCCAUCUUCAACACAAACACCUGUUCCCUCUUGUCUGACCAGAGUUACCCGCUGCAAGUUGUCGAAUUUGUUGAUAGGAUCAUCAACCCGCUUCGCGAGCGAGCGAAGACCCAGCGAGUCUCGGUGGGUUGGACCGUGCGGGAGCUCGGUCGCCGUGGCUGGUACGUCCGUGAUCGGUGGUCUGUUCCUAAUGAGCCUAUCGACGAUGGCUCUCGCUCCUGGAAGAUGGGCGCCAGAUGGUGGGGCAUGCGCAAGAUCCCCAUGGCCAUUGGCGACGUUGGUGGCAUCUACGGCCACUACAUGUUCAAGAAAUGA
Messenger RNA from Penicillium maclennaniae, 1803 nucleotides. RefSeq names its product Leucine Rich Repeat domain protein. The coding region runs from base 1 to 1803 and encodes 600 amino acids. The transcript is spliced from 4 exons. The record is from RefSeq and is a predicted model, not a curated record. Gene Ontology annotation, molecular function: protein binding. Gene Ontology annotation, cellular component: SCF ubiquitin ligase complex. Lineage: Eukaryota; Fungi; Ascomycota; Eurotiomycetes; Eurotiales; Aspergillaceae. Gene Ontology annotation, biological process: SCF-dependent proteasomal ubiquitin-dependent protein catabolic process.